CGACAGCCCCAUCAGUCUUCCACAAUGGCACGGGGAGAGAGCGCGCCGCUCGUGGCGCCGUCGACGCCCAAAGACGAGUUCCGUCAUCUCUUGCUCCUCGCGCUGCCUCUGAUCGUCUCGCAAGUGCUCGAGUACCUGCCCAACGUCGUCAACGGCAUGCUUACGGGGCAUCUGGACACGACCAGUGCGAGCGAAGCGCGGCUGCUCCUUUCGGCGAACGGCCUCAGCGGUCUCUACUUUACUGUGUUCAUUUACAGCGCCGCCAUCGGCGUCGGCACGGCGCUUGACGGCCUCUGCGCACAAGCCUACGGCAAAGGCGCCAUCGACGAGAUUGGCGUCCUGCUUCAAACGGCCUGCAUGGCGUCGUCGGCGCUCGUGUUGCCGCUCAUUGCACUCUGCAUGUUUUCCAGCCAUCUUUUGCUCGCCUUGGGCCAGCCCCUCGAUGUGGCGCUGGCGACGCAAGCGUACACGCGUCUCAUGGCCAUCGCGAUUCCCUUUGUCUUUGGCUACGAGAUCCUCAAGCGCAUCCUGCAGGGCCAGAAUGCUGUUUUGCCGAUUGCCUCUGCCUUUUUCGGGGCCAAUAUUGUCAACGGCGUCGUGUCCUACGGCUUGCUCUACCAUACGUCGAUGGGCUACACGGGGUGUGCACUCGCGUUUCCUUGCAUGUAUGCGGCGGGCGGCGCGCUCUUGUACCCCAAGGUCGCGCAGCUGCAGCAUUUGCAAGAGAGUACGUGGUGCUGGCAAAGUGCGUGGCAGCGCAUGCCUCUCUUCCUUCUCCGGAGCUUUUACGGCUGGGCGAUGUUUGUGUUUGAGCUUGCGGGCGUCUCGAUCUCGUCGUUCUUGGCCGGUGGGCUCCCGAAUGCGACAGCCGCGAUCACGGCCACGUCCAUCUACAUGGGGUUUCGCAUGAUCUUUUCCAUGGUGUACCUCGGUCUUGGUAUCGCCGUCUCGAUUCGGGUCGGAAACGCGCUUGGUGCUCAUCAACCACAGCGCGCCAAGACGGCGGCGUGGCAAACGCUCUACAUGAGCGUCGUCUGGGCCAUCCUCUCAGGGCUCGCCAUGGUUCUUGUCGGGGGCUACUACGCCGAGCUCUACACGCAUGACGCUGCUGUCUUGAGUCUUGUGAACGAGCUCUUGUGGGCGACGGCGCCACUGCAAGGAACGAUGGCGAUCUGGGGCGUCGUGCAAGGGGUCUUUCGAGGCAGCGGCACGCCGCACGAAGGCGCGACGCUCAACUUGAUUGGUUUCUUCUUGCUUGGCCUUCCGCUCGGCUAUGUGCUGGCGUUCCAUGGUGGCUUUGGCGUGCUCGGUCUCUGGCUCGGCGUCUACGCCGGCUUUGGCGUCUGUGCGGCCUACGGCCUCUACUGGCUCAUUACGGUGCAGUGGGAAAGCUUGGUGGCCAAGGUUGACGACACGCUCGGUGUCUAAGGGAGAUGCCUGAGAGAGUCCACUGGAAGCAUGACCAGGUUCAACAAGUUGAAGUGUUGUAUGCGC
This is a messenger RNA of Saprolegnia diclina VS20, 1494 nucleotides long. RefSeq lists its product as hypothetical. NCBI's taxonomy places the organism in Eukaryota, Oomycota, Saprolegniomycetes, Saprolegniales, Saprolegniaceae. Gene Ontology annotation, molecular function: xenobiotic transmembrane transporter activity; antiporter activity. The transcript has 10 exons. Gene Ontology annotation, cellular component: membrane. Gene Ontology annotation, biological process: transmembrane transport. The record is from RefSeq and is a predicted model, not a curated record. The coding region runs from base 25 to 1428 and encodes 467 amino acids.